AUGAUAGCGACCACCCAGCGGUUGUCGCGCUCGCCGAACAUCUUCGCGCCUGUGCCGCUUAAGCCGAGGGAUUCGCCCAGUUCCUUUGGGCAGGUUUGCCGGCGGAGGAGAAAGAGAUUUAUGAGAAGAAGCAUACGUGGUAGGAAGGUUGACUACGAGACGCGUAAAGCCGCCUUCGAUCUGUCCAAGAGCGGUGGGACACCGGCUGAGUCUGCGCCUAUACCCGCUGUCGCAGCCGCUGCUACACCUGCGACCGCUGUCGCGACCGAAUCGGACGUCGAGAGCGACGUGACGCCCAACAGCCCUCCCGCUCUCGCCAAGAAACGCGCCGUCCAUGAAUUGAAAUCGGAGGAAGAAAAGGACGAGGCGGUUGACGAUGUUGAGGACGAGGAAGAGCCGGAUGAGGAGGCGCCGCCGAAGAAGAAGAUCAAGUCCGGCCCCGCUCUUGCACCCGUUGCUGCUCCCGUACACAAGAAGCGCAAGAACAAGGAUUGA
Messenger RNA from Peniophora sp. CBMAI 1063, 495 nucleotides. The record is from the annotation of a GenBank genome assembly. NCBI's taxonomy places the organism in Eukaryota, Fungi, Basidiomycota, Agaricomycetes, Russulales, Peniophoraceae.